AUGUCCAGCCGCGUCUCCAGGCUCUUUGCAGUCCUGCCCUCAUCCUCGAUCCGAUAUAAUUCUUCUAUCAACUUCACGUUCAUCCUGCGAACAGAGUGUGGAGUGAGUUUCGUGACCAGUGUGAGGAUCGUUGGUGGGGUGAGCACUGUUCCUGGAGAGUUCCCGUGGGUGGUGUCUCUUCUCAGAACGGGAGCCACCCCACACCAGUACUGUGCAGGAGUACUGCUCUCCAACACCCAUGUCCUCACCGCUGCCCACUGCAUUGAUGGGUUUGACCAGAGGACCAUCUGGGUACGAGUUGGGGAGCAUGACUUCAGCAGGGAGGGAGAGUCACAGCAUGUGAACAUACGGGUAGCAGACUUCCGCCUACACCCUGACUUCGACAGUAAUACCUUUAGCAACGACAUUGCUCUGCUGGUGCUGGAGCGACCUGUCGUUUACUCCAGCUAUGUCCGACCCAUCUGCCUCCCUCCUCCCAACAUUUCGUUCACCGGGGAUAUUGUCACUGUUGUAGGUUGGGGAGCCAUCAGGUAUCAAGGACCACUUUCAUCGGUUCUGCAGAAAGUGGAGCUGCCUGUCUGGUCCAACAGUGACUGUGAUGAAGUCUACGACCAACCCAUCAGAGAUUCCAUGAUCUGUGCAGGUUUUCCUGAAGGUGGCCGUGAUUCUUGUCAGGACGACAGUGGAGGACCCAUGAUGAAGACAGUUAAUGGAAAGUGGGUGGUGGUGGGCAUUGUGUCGUUCGGUACUCGCUGUGCUCAGCCUGGCUUCCCUGGAGUCUACACUAGGAUCAACAGCUUCCUGGACUGGAUCAGAAGCAAUGUUUAG
Messenger RNA from Cherax quadricarinatus, 828 nucleotides. NCBI's taxonomy places the organism in Eukaryota, Metazoa, Arthropoda, Malacostraca, Decapoda, Parastacidae. The record is from RefSeq and is a predicted model, not a curated record.